Molecule: messenger RNA, 2842 nt
Organism: Cottoperca gobio
Lineage: Eukaryota; Metazoa; Chordata; Actinopteri; Perciformes; Bovichtidae
Gene: aldh8a1
Product: aldehyde dehydrogenase 8 family, member A1
Exons: 7
Coding region: 125-1597 (490 amino acids)
Biological process (GO): retinoic acid metabolic process
Molecular function (GO): retinal dehydrogenase (NAD+) activity
Source: RefSeq, a predicted model, not a curated record
UUAAAGUGGGAGGGAGAGUGCAAAGUGAACUUCUCCUUAUCGUUGGAUAGAGUCGUUCCCUGGCUGCAGUCUGCUGUUACUCUGUCAGCUUGUUGUAUUCGUUUGUAUUAAUCGCUUUGCAGCCAUGUCGGACUCCUCGGAGCAGAGCUCGUACCUGGUUCUGGAGAACUACAUCGGGGGGAAGUUCGUCCCCUGUCGGACUCACAUCGACUCCUACGACCCGUCCAUCGGACAGGUCUACUGCAGAGUGCCUGACAGCGGCGAGGACGAGGUGGAGGCAGCUGUGGCGGCAGCCAAAGAAGCCUUCCCCGACUGGUCAGCUCGCAGCCCACAGCAGCGGGCACAAGUCCUCACCAAGCUGGCCGACCUGUUGGAAGCCAACCUGGAAGAGUUCGCCCAAGCUGAGUCCAGAGACCAAGGUAAAACCGUAACAUUUGCACGGACUACGGACAUUCCCAGAGCUGCGAACAACUUCCGCUUCUUCGCGUCAUCAGUGCUGCACCACACCACCGACUGCAGCCAGAUGGACCACAUGGGCUGCCUGAACUACACUGUCCGCUGCCCAGUGGGAGUGGCCGGUCUGAUCAGCCCCUGGAAUCUCCCCCUGUACCUGCUGACCUGGAAAAUUGCACCUGCAAUCGCUGCAGGCAACACAGUGGUGGCAAAACCCAGCGAGAUGACCUCCGUAACAGCCUGGAUGAUGUGCAAGUUGAUGCAGCAGGCUGGUGUCCCUCCAGGAGUGGUCAACAUUGUAUUUGGCACUGGGCAGAGAGCAGGCGACGCUCUCGUCGGCCAUCCUGACGUCCCAUUGAUCUCUUUCACUGGCUCCACGGCAACUGCCCAGCGCAUCACAGAGCGGAGCGCCCCUUACUGUAAGAAGCUCUCGCUGGAGUUGGGAGGUAAAAACCCUGCCAUUAUAUUUGCUGAUGCAAACCUGGACCAGUGCAUCGAGACCACAGUUCGCUCCAGCUUCUCAAAUCAGGGAGAAAUCUGCUUGUGCACCAGCAGGAUUUAUGUAGAGAGGAGUAUUUACUCUGAGUUCCUGGAAAGGUUUGUGGCUGCAGCUAAAAAGUGGAAGACUGGAGUGCCCUCUGACCCCAGCAACAACAACGGAGCGCUCAUCAGCAAAGAGCACCUGGACAGGGUCCGUACCUUCGUAGCACUCGCCAAAUCUGAAGGCGGCAUCGUCCACUGUGGCGAAGGGGUUGACCAGCUGGACCUCCCUGAGCGCAACGCUAGCGGCUACUUUAUGCCGCCCACCAUCAUCUCAGGCAUAUCUGACAGCUCCCGCGUCAUGCAGGAGGAGAUCUUUGGCCCCGUCACCUGCGUCAGCCCCUUUGACACGGAGGAUGAGGCCAUUUCUAAGGGCAACGGUGUGCGUUACGGUCUGUCGGCCACCGUGUGGUCCCGGGACGUGGGGAAGGUUCACCGGGUUGCCAGGCGGAUACAGGCAGGCCUGGUGUGGACCAACUGCUGGCUGGUGAGGGAUCUGAACCUGCCCUUUGGAGGGAUGAAGAACUCUGGUGUGGGAAGAGAAGGAGGGAAGGACUCCUACCACUUCUUCACUGAGGUGAAGUCCAUCACGAUUCAACACUGAGGGAGGAAAGAGCCAAAGCAAGUCUUGAUUGGAGAAAAAGUUGUGCAGUUAAUCCUGACAUUCAUCAACCUCUGUCGGCAACUCUUGGACAUUUAAAUGACAACUUUCUGCUCCCACCCUCUCGGAUUACUGGCGCCUGUAAUUAAGUCCCAUUUAUAGAAUACAAAAGUCAGAGAAAAAGCCACAUUAGAACAAUACAGAUGAAUAAAACAAGCGGGGAUCCAAUAGAAAUUUCUAGGAAAGAGGAAAUGUAUCACAGUUCAAAACACUGUAAUACUCAAACCUUCUCUGUUAGUAUUUUGAACCACCAUCUUCUACUGGUGAACAGUUGAAAUACGUAGUGCGUGUUAGGGCUUCAAAUUUGAAAAAGUAAAGAGCAGACAAAGUGAAAUAAGAUAAGGCAGAAACAUAUUUAUUGCCCAUUUCAAGAAAAGAAGUCAAGAGUACAAUUUAUGAAGUUAGGAACUGCAGCUUAAUCCAACAUCCUUUAAAGGUUUACACUGCAGGUCCGUGUCCUGCACGACAGUUCAGGAAUCAAUUCUGAAAAGAAAGCAUACAAAUUGAGAGUAUGAAUAGAAAAGUGAAAAGGCUUCUGGUGAAUCAGGUAAACACAAGGAGAGUCGGUACAGUAAGUGCCUCAGGGGAACCAAACCCGAAAAGCAAAUCAUUGUCAAAUCUGCUUUGACUGAACUGGUAUUUCUUCUGCUGUUUUGUAACACAGCUUUAACCCAAAUUAAAACACUUUAUGUAAAUGCAACAUGUAGUUCAGUGUGUUUUUAUUUGGUUACUUUCUAAUAUUAUGUUGUUCGUGUAAUGACAUAAAUCUUCAUAGUAUCUACACACAAGGUCAGUAAAUGAUGCUGUUAUAAGUAAACAGAUUUUUGAAAAGUUUUAUACUUAUUUUAUCAGCACACUUUGUACUUUAUAUGUCGUGGUGUUAUGCUUCAUGGUUGUGCACAUUGUCAAAGUCUGCUCUGUUAUGCAAAAGUUUUACGUCACGCAAACCCUUAUGUACUCAGAAGUCACUGUUUUACACGGAGUUAACUUUAUGUCUGACCUGCUGACGUAAGACGGGUGAUUAAAUACCAAACUGUCUGGUGGUUAGACAACAUGAGUGUCACUGGAUGACUGAAGUUAGCUAGUAUUAGCAUGCUAACAUUAGCUAACUUCUAAAAGCUGAGGCUGAUGGGAAUGUUCAUCAGAUUUGCAGGUUCAUAACAAAGUAUUGGACAAAUUCAAAUGAGC